This is a messenger RNA of Sturnus vulgaris (Common starling), 5628 nucleotides long. The record is from RefSeq and is a predicted model, not a curated record. Lineage: Eukaryota; Metazoa; Chordata; Aves; Passeriformes; Sturnidae.
AUUUUUAGAAGUUAUUAAGCCGUUCUGUGCAGUGUUACCUGAAAUCCAGAAACCAGAAAGAAAAAGUAGGGUCUACACCCAUAGCUGUGAUUGACCUUGCUGAAGUGGGAAAGUGAUCUGUGGUACAGUUCAGGUAAUUGCCCUGUUCACCUUCUGGAUAAAAUGUUUCCCUUUGAUCUGAAAUCAAUGAACUCAGUUCAUUUACAGCUGAUCUCUCUAGUCCUCUAGCCCUUUAAACUCCUCUCAUUUCUUGGCAUAUUUUCUAGAUUAAAAUUAGGUAAUUUCUACAGAUCAGAAAGAGACCUUCCUUGUCCAAGAAAACCCCCCACCAAACACCAUUUUUGCUUUCAAAGCUCAAGCACAUAUUGCCCACGUGACCAUCUAAUUAAAGUAACAAAUUGACUUGUCAUGACUUCGUGAAAAUUCCUUAAGAGCUAAAUAUUGGUUUUUAUAUUCUAAAAGGGAAAGCUUAACUGGGAACAUCACACCAUCUCAGAGAAUCCUCUUUGGCUAGUGAGAGGUUCCCCAAGGUUGGUACUGGAUGCAGAGGUGUUUGUGCCAGUGACCAUAUCUGAGCCUGCUGAAUUGAAUGGAGAAGAUACAGUAAAAAAUUAUGUUGAUGGCCCUCUGGAAUUGAUUCUUUAAAAAGACUGGGAUUUACCCCUUGACUCUUUGCUAGUUGGUUUCCAGCAUCUUUCAGCUUUGGGACGGGUUUCUAAACAAAUUAUUUAGGCCAGAGAAAGGCAUUUUCAGAGCAGGAAUCUCCAGAACCAGACCUCCAUGCUAAAGCUUGGAUGCACCAGGUCUAGUUGGCAGGUGCCCAUCUUUGUUUCUGCAGUGGGGAACCUUGGUGCAGUCUUUUGGUGCUGAUUUAUGGCACAUCUGUGAUUAGUUGGUUACAGCCGUCCCGUUUUUGUCUUGUGAGAUGAAUGAGAAGAGAAAGCUGACACAAACGUACAGAUACUGAUGUUUCCAUAAAGCUCACUGGCAGAUGUUAUUUGCCAGAGAGGAAGAGGAGCUUGUUCUGUCCUUGUUGUCCAUCAGCAGAUGAAGGAUCUCCAGAGAGGUGCCAGGAUUCCUGUCCUGUCUAUUUGGGUCACUUUGUCUUUACUGCUAUUUAGGUCGGUGUCUAGACAAUGGCUGCCAGUUGCCAGCUUUGUACAAAUUUAAAGUGAAAAUGUAAUUGGGAACAUCUUUGCUAGGCUGAAGAGCCCUUUGACCAUUUUUAGUCACGUUCCUUGCUUCUGUGUAGUUUAUCAAGUGAUUUAGGUCAUUCUAUGUAACUCUAAUUCUCUGUAAUUUGUUGUUUUCUUGCAAGCUGUCACGGUUAGAUACGACCAGUAAUGGCUUUAGUGGAUUUGUUUAAGGGCAGGACAAGAAAUUUAGAUAACCAAAAAGAAAAAGACAUUCAUUCUUAUUAAACAUGUAUUGAUUGUUAAGUGAAGAUGAUGUUUUGAUUCAUUUGGGCUUUCACUGAAUCAUUUUGCCAUUCUUGUGGAUGAGGAGAGUGGUUUCUUCUGUCUCUAGGGAGUGUUGCUUUUGUGUUUUGGCCAACUUGAUUAGCAAAAGUGAUUGCUACUUUUGUAGUUAGUAGAAUGGGCUCAUAUUUCCCUCAUGCACAGAUUUGCUAAGUAGAACACACUGUUCAGAACACCAAGAUGAUAAUGCUCAAGUCCCUUCAUUUUCACAUGAUUUAAGAAAAAUGUCAAAGGAAGAAAAUGUCCGAUUGAAUCAGAUCAGAUCAUGAAAUUCACUCUCCCUGUGCUUGUUAGCAUUUGUGGCUGGAAUAUUUUGGUACCACUCAUUCCUGACAUAUGGAUUUGAAUGACUCCUUUUUCCUUUUAGUCUUCUUGACUCAUAGAAACUGUUUUCCUUGUGAAUAACUGUGAUUUGGGUGAUGCAGAAUUCCUCUAAUGCUCCUAUUCACCACAGUUACAGAGAGAACCAGAGCAGUUUUAGACCUUUACCAAUGCCUCUGAGGCCAAGUUUAACUGUGAGGCUGUAGAGAAAAUUUGGUUAAGCAUUUUUGGUUUUGGAAGUCUGUGUUUAAAAUCUGAAUUGUGCAGUUCAGACUUGGUAAAGUGGGUCAGCACUGCAUAGUCCAACACAAGGUAUUGUUUGAAUUUAUUUGCUGCUGUCACUAUUUUUCUUUUUAUAACUGUGCUGUAAGUAUUUUUAGCAUCUGUCCUCUUUUUUAAGAGUGAAGCAGUAGCAGGAAAUAAAUUAAAUUACUUGGAUUAUUUUGCUUUUAAGUGGAUGGUUUCACUUACAAAGAUGUAGACUACAUUCUGUGUUUUCUUUUGCUUGAGGACCUGUGCUGCUGCUGCACUGGUCUGUAGUUUCUCGUUUGUGGGUGUUCAGUACCUAUUAAACCAGGCACUAAUCCUUUUUCUUGUUACUUCUCCACAGGCAGAUUCAGUGGUUGGAGGCAGAGAGCUCCAACCAUUUCUGCUGUAUCUCUCUUACGUUUUAGUUCAUGUCAUGUUUUAGUAGCUGCCCUACACUUGUCUGCAAUGAACACACUUAACCCUCAGGUUUACAGUCCCUGGAGGAGAGGUGGGAACUUGAACAUAACCGUGCAUUUCAGCUCUCUCUGCUCUCUUCAAGUGCAUUCCUUUCUGUCUCAUGCUUUGAGUAAUCCUCUGGCUCAAACUUAAAUCUUGUGAUUCUUCUCUUCUUGCACCUGGCACUAAUUACAGACACUUAAAAUGUUGUGACUCUGAGAUUCUCUUCAAUGAAUGACUAGUGAUCAUUGGUCUGGCAUUCUUUUUCAAGUAAUAUAUAAUCUACAUCAAUAAAAAUACUUUGGAGGAAAACAAAGAAUAUUUGAAGACCAUUUUGUGGUGUAUGUCCAUGAGCAUAAUGAUGAAUUUGAAGCUUCCUCUAACACCCUUUGAAGAACUUAAUUCUAAAUUUUUUGAAUUGCCGUAGAAAAUUCAUGGUUCAUCUGGUUUUAAUCAUGUGUCUUCACAACAGUUCAAUCUCUCUAAAAAUUUUGUAGUGCUUUAGUUUAAUAACUCUCAGUCUUACAAAACUUCUAUUGAAGCCUAGAGCACUAAGUACUGGAGAUAAGUUUUUUGAAUUAAUCUUUCAUGUUUGCUCUGGUAAGUCCAUGGUUUUAGCCAUGCUGUUGCUCUUCUGUAAAUACCCACUGCAUUAGAAUAUUGUAGAUAAAAUAUAUUCUAGUGACUGAAUGUCUGCCAGUCCCACAUGAGUUAUCUUUAUCACUCUAAAAUCUGAAAUCAUAUUAAAAAUAAAUUCCAAUGAGGGGCGAUACUUUCUGGUUCUAUAUCUUUGCAUUGAAUUCUGAAUUAUAACAGCAUUUAGUACUGUUGUGGGAGUGCAGUGGAAGUUCUACAUACAAUGAACAUGUUUGUGUCUCCACUCUGCCCUGUAGAUCCAGUUCAGAGAGAAGGUACUAUGGACAGCUAUCACACUCUUCAUUUUCUUAGUGUGCUGCCAGAUCCCUUUGUUUGGAAUCAUGUCAUCAGAUUCUGCAGACCCCUUCUAUUGGAUGCGAGUCAUUCUUGCAUCAAACAGAGGUACUUUGAUGGAAUUGGGUAUCUCACCCAUUGUGACAUCAGGUUUGAUCAUGCAGCUGCUGGCAGGAGCAAAGAUCAUUGAAGUUGGUGAUACUCCAAAAGACAGAGCCUUGUUCAAUGGAGCUCAGAAAUUAUUUGGGAUGAUAAUUACCAUUGGGCAAGCCAUUGUGUAUGUUAUGACUGGAAUGUAUGGAGAUCCUGCUGAAAUGGGUGCUGGAAUUUGUCUUCUUAUUAUAAUUCAGCUGUUUGUGGCUGGUUUGAUUGUGUUGCUGCUAGAUGAGUUGUUACAGAAAGGUUAUGGAUUGGGCUCUGGUAUUUCCCUGUUUAUUGCUACCAAUAUCUGUGAAACCAUUGUCUGGAAAGCUUUCAGUCCUACUACCAUCAACACUGGCAGAGGAACAGAGUUUGAGGGUGCUGUGAUUGCAUUAUUCCAUCUCCUGGCCACACGAACCGACAAAGUCCGGGCUUUGCGGGAGGCUUUUUACCGACAGAAUCUGCCCAAUCUCAUGAACCUGAUUGCUACAGUGUUUGUGUUUGCUGUAGUCAUCUAUUUCCAGGGAUUCCGAGUGGAUUUGCCCAUCAAGUCUGCUCGGUACCGUGGGCAGUACAGCAGCUAUCCCAUCAAGCUGUUCUAUACCUCCAACAUUCCCAUCAUUCUGCAGUCUGCCUUAGUGUCAAACCUCUAUGUCAUUUCCCAGAUGUUGUCUGUUCGUUUCAGUGGCAACUUCUUGGUGAACUUACUGGGACAGUGGGCAGAUGUCAGUGGAGGUGGCCCUGCUCGCUCUUACCCUGUUGGUGGCCUGUGCUACUACUUGUCACCUCCAGAAUCCAUGGGUGCAAUAUUUGAGGAUCCUGUCCAUGUAAUAGUUUAUAUAAUAUUUAUGUUGGGAUCCUGUGCGUUCUUCUCCAAGACUUGGAUCGAGGUGUCUGGCUCAUCAGCAAAAGAUGUUGCCAAGCAACUCAAAGAGCAGCAAAUGGUGAUGAGAGGCCACAGGGAUACAUCAAUGGUUCAUGAGCUUAACAGAUACAUCCCUACAGCAGCUGCAUUUGGUGGUUUGUGCAUCGGUGCCCUUUCAGUACUGGCUGACUUUCUAGGAGCCAUUGGCUCUGGCACUGGCAUUCUGCUUGCAGUCACUAUUAUUUAUCAGUAUUUUGAAAUAUUUGUAAAAGAACAGGCUGAAGUUGGAGGAGUAGGUGCAUUAUUUUUCUAGAUGUCCAAAUAUUUCAUGGUUUGUGUGAAAGGGAAAGUAUUUUGACAACAUGCGUCGUUUAGUCCAAUAAUGCUAUUUUCUUUUUACUUGUUUUCAAGUGCUACGUGUCCCAUUACUGUAAUGGGCAUUGAGCGAUGCCUGUGUGCAGCAUUAGUACCAGCUGCCUUAAGAAUAAAGUUUACAUUAUCUUGUUUAAGUAUUAUCUAGUGUUGCCUGUAAUGCUGGAAACAAUUCAUCUACCUUGCUGUUCAGACACUACAGUGAGAUGGUAAAAUGUAUCAGUUUGAGAGCCGUGAAUGUCUUUGCACACAGCAGUAAAGUGUUAAAUUAAUUUCCCUGUCCCUAAUAGGAGAAAAAGAUACCUGAGUUCAGAUUGCCACGUGCCAGUAUUCCUGACAAAAUUUAUUUGUAUCUGUAUUUUACAUUAAUUUUUUUAUACUUUUUUAACUUGCAUUUCCCCAACACUGAACUCAGCACUCCUUAUUCCUUUGCGGUGCCUCCACCCAGGCAUCUUUCACUGAGCUCUGAGGGUGGCAAGCAAACCUUUUACUGGUGGCUGAUACUCAUCUCACCUGUGAACUGGUUCUGUGGUGCAUCUGCUGCGGCCAGGGCAGUCAGGUUCUUCCCCUGGCUGCUGUGGGGCAGGGCAGCCCAGCCCAGCAGUGCUGUUCAACCAUGUACUUGUGAAAAGUGUGCCACUGAAACUUCAUGUCCACUUUGCUUUUGUGAGUCUAAAGAACGAGGCCUGGUUCCUAAAGCAGUUCCUAGGAGGGAAAAGGGGGAACGGGGUGUUCCUGCUGAAAACUUGUCGCACUUUACAGCGGCGAUGUAACAAAUGUAAGCGUUAGACAAUAAACUUAUUUAAUUAAACCCUC